AUGCAUGGCCCGACCAAGAUAAGUUUUUGGUCAAAUACCGACCUUGAUGAACCGGGUAAGAAACAAAGUGAGUAUGACUUCACACAAGCCAUGCAAAUGCUGGGCCUGGACGAUGCUGCCAAUGCCAAAGAUGAUCCGUCCAGCGUACAAGGUGCUUAUUUGUCGUUCCUUCAUUUGCGUCAUUUGAAGUUACGUGACGUGAUGCGUACGUUUGUUCGCAUGGUUCACAAAUCUAUCCCAUUCAUUCGUUUUCAGUGUCUAUCUGUACUGAACUAUUUCCGUUCGAUUGAAAGAACCCUCACAAUCAAUGAUCAGGGAUUAUCCAUGAGUGCACGUGGACCGGUGGAAAGAACGAGUCCGCAAAACCAUAGAACUGGCACAGAAACACAGGGACAUCAAGGAGGUGGCAACAUACUGGAUGGUCAUGGUUAUUUGUUCAAUACACCACAUGAAUUCAAAAUUCGUGAAACGGAAUUCAUACAAUUUUCCGAAGUAGACAAUCACGAUGAUUAUUAUUUUCAUGAAGAGGGUCGAGUACAUGUGCGGGAUCAGGUUGGAUUUUGGAUCGUCUACGACAGUGCACUAGAUGACUUUCGACAAUUGGAACAAGAUAUGCUGCUACUGGCCACUGCUUUCAUUCAGAAAGACACGGGGACACGAGGCGCAUCGAAUUUCAAGCGCAAGCAAGCCAACACUGAAGGGCAAGCCAACGAUAUCGAUAUCGCUAUGUAUUCGCAUCGGGAAGUGGAUCGUUUUGGUGUUCUGUACGACAUGUGGAUCAAUGAGACUGCAUUUCAAGAAGCAAAAAAGCGACUCAUGGAUAUCUAUAUGGAAGUCUACGGGCACAUUUUCUCCAGAGACAGUCGUCGCCGAUUGGCUCAAGUAAUGACUGAUCUGAUGUAUCAACGACCGCGUCUGGACUUGAACGAGAACUAUUUCGUUCAGGCCUAUCGAUACGAGUGCGCGAUUCUGCGUCAGAGAACCGAAGCGAUGAGAUGUAUUCUGAAUCAUCAGAUACUCAAUCAACGGGAAUAUUUAAAGAAAAUCCAAACGGAUAAACUAGAAUUCGGUCUACCUCCUCCGCUUCUGGAACGAUUCCCCAUAGCUCCAAAUUCCGACGAAUUCCUGCUCACUCCGGUCUACGUGUUGGAAUUCCACCCGUCUUUGGCUUGUACAUCCAGUUUGGCCGAAGCUAUGGAUCAUAGUGUUCGACUGGUAUAUGACCUGUUCACACCUUCUCAUCCAAUGCAAGAGAUCAUAUUGGAAAAACGAUUCUAUGAUUUUCUGCGUUAUGAAGUGGAAACACUGAAGCCUCUUGGAGCGUCUUAUACGCCACAGUUGCAGCGUGAUGUAAGUGAAUUGCAGCAACCAGAACCGGCGCACAAAAUUACAUGGGUAACGGUGAUAAAAACUGAACCGAAUUUCAGGGGCAUGAAUAGAAAUGUACGUCACGCUGAGAACAGAAAUAACAAUACAGGUCUGAAAGUGUACAGUAUAAACUGUGUGGAGAUCUUCAUACAUUGGUAA
This is a messenger RNA of Echinostoma caproni, 1527 nucleotides long. NCBI's taxonomy places the organism in Eukaryota, Metazoa, Platyhelminthes, Trematoda, Plagiorchiida, Echinostomatidae. The record is from the annotation of a GenBank genome assembly.